Saccostrea echinata is the source of this 4132-nucleotide messenger RNA. RefSeq names its product contactin-like. Gene Ontology annotation, molecular function: protein binding. Bases 9 to 3743 code for a protein of 1244 amino acids. The record is from RefSeq and is a predicted model, not a curated record. The transcript is spliced from 24 exons. Gene Ontology annotation, biological process: cell-cell adhesion. Lineage: Eukaryota; Metazoa; Mollusca; Bivalvia; Ostreida; Ostreidae.
ACUUGAAAAUGCCAUUGACGAAUAGAAGAUUGCUGGUUUUUUGCUUACUUUUGAGCCUUUGCAGUGUGAAUCUUUUGCCUGUUUUCGAUUGCCCAUCUGAUUGGAUUGAAUAUGAUUUCCACUGUUACAAGUUUGUGUUUCAUCCAAAGCGCUCAUAUAUUGGAGCUCGAGAACUCUGCAAGGAAAAUGGAGCAGAAGUUCUGAGUGUGGACAGUGUUGCAGAACACACAUUUGUUCGUGGUUGGUUACUCGACUUUGACAUGGAGAGAAACAGUUGGUACACCAGUGGAGCUGUUUCCCUUGAGGAAGAUAAUUUCCUAAACUUUGAAAAUUUUGACACACAGUUGAGUGGAAAUAUACAGUGGUCAACAUACUCUGAUGACAACCACCAGGGAUUGCAUAUCAUCUACGAAUAUUCUGAAGGACAAUACAGCUGGGCUAAGGGAGAUGGCAGUAAAAUGAUGAGCUACAUUUGUGAAAUUCCAAAGAAUGAAGUCUACAGAGUAAUACAGAAUACAAGAGACUUCACAUAUGGAACAGACUUUCCAGAUGAGGAAUCUGCACCCAGAGGUCCAACAUUCUAUUUACUCCCCUCAGACACUGAAAUUCUAGGAUCCACCUCAGAAGUUUACCUAGAAUGUGCUGCUACUGGGCUCCCACAGCCCACAUAUCAGUGGACUGUUACGAGGGAUAAUGGGCAGGCUCAGUCCCUGGAGGGUCCACGGUACACAGUGACUAAUGGCAGAGUCAGCAUUGACAACCCACAGGUGACCAUGGAUGGAGGAGAGUACCAAUGUAUGGCUCAGAAUAAGUUUGGAAUUAUUCUCACCCCACCUGUGGUGCUGGCCUUUGCAGAUUUAGGAGAAUUUUCCAAUGUUGAUACAGCCCCUGUACGCCCUGCAGAAUACCAGGGAACAUCCAUACAGUGUCCAAAGAUAUCCUCUACUUCCAGUCUAGCUAUAAGUUACAACUGGAUUAAGGACCAGACGAAGCCAGUAAACUCUCAGUUAACGCCCUAUGUGUUUAUCUCGGGAGAUGGACAGCUUUAUUUCUCCGAGGUGACCCGAGGGGAUAACGGAGUAUACUACUGCAUGGCUACCCUGACAAAUCCCACCAACAGAGACAACUACAUGGGGUCUUUCCAGUCUCCCAGUCGCAUCAGUACAGGGAUUCCAUUAGAAGUUUUAGGUUCUCCUUCAGGAAUAUUGAGUGUUCAGAUCCCUGACAGUUUUGUGCAGGUAUUUCCAAGGCAACCAGUAGUAGGCAGUGAUGUAAAGUUGGAGUGUUUCGCAUAUGGAAGUGGUCCUUUAUUGUAUCAGUGGAAUGUUCCAUCUGUGAGAGACCAGAGCACCAGAUUUAAGUACAUGGACAAUAAUCGAGUGCUGACCAUUGCUGGGGUCACUCUCCAGGACACAGGGGUCUACACAUGCAUCUGUAGCAGCAGGCGGUCAGGCAGCAGGGACCAAAAGGAUUUCCACCUUAACAUAGAGUCAAAGCCUAUGUUUUCCGUAGAACUGAGUGACCAGCAUGCUGACAAGGGGUCGGAGCUCACAUGGAGAUGUCAGGCUUAUGGAAUUCCGCAGCCCACUUACACCUGGUACAGGAAUGGUCAGCUAUUGCCCAGUACUGGAGAAAUGACCAUCACAGGGAAUGUUCUGGUAAUCCAUAUUCUCAAAGAGGACCAGGAAGGGAUGUAUCAGUGUAUGGCAAAAAACACCCAUGGAGUGUCCACUAGUGGUGGUCAGCUGAGGGUUCUGUCUAUUCCUCCAACAUUCAAAAAACACCCCUUACAAUCCACCACACUUGGAUCAUUGGGAGGAUCCUUGACUAUUCUGUGUCAUCCCGAGGCUGCCCCCCACCCUAACAUCACCUGGCUGUAUAAUGGAGAGAUCAUUCCUCAUCCACUGAAAGGGACCCCAUCUCAUCUUCAGCCACUGACCAGUGGUCAUUUAAGGAUUGUCAAUCUGAGUUACACAGAUGAGGGAGGGUACACUUGUAAAGCUGUUAAUAUUCAUGGCUCUGCACAGAGCUUUACUCAGUUGACAGUGUUAGACAGGACAUUGAUUGUGGAGCGGCCUUUAGACAGCACUGUAGUGGUCAAUAGAACUGCCGUACUUCUCUGUCGGGCCUCAUACAGCUCUAGUCUUGACCUCGUGUACACCUGGUCUUUCAAUGACCAGAAAAUUGACUUCCACCAGGAUACACACUUUAAAAUGAGAAGUCCAUACACAGGAGAUCUGUAUGUUGUGGCAGCUCAAUUAAGUCAUGCUGGUGUGUACAAAUGUAUGGCCACUACGCAGCUGGACUCUGCUAGCUCAUCAGCUGCUCUUCAUGUUCUGGGACCCCCUGGGGAGCCUGUGGGUGUCCAUGUUAUCAAGGGACAGGACUCAGUAGACCCAUAUGGAUUACAGUUGGCUUGGCAAGAUGGGGCCACCAAUGGGAGACCUAUACAGGCUUAUGUAAUCUCGGCCAAAUCCAAUCAUUCAGACAGUAAAUGGAGCGUCAUUAUGAAUGCACCUAUCAGUUCUGUGAUGGUAAAAGACACAUUAAGGUUGGUCAGCAUAAAACACUUAAAUCCUGGAUCCUCCUACCAGUUCCGAGUCCUGGCCAUCAAUCAGUUUGGAGAGGGAUCACCUAGUACAACAUCAGAUGAGUAUCCUAUUCCGGGUGCUGCACCAUUUAAGGCUCCAAGAAAUAUCAGAAGGUGGAAAGGGAAAGUUGGCACUUUACAUAUAAUAUGGGAGCCCCUCCCACCUGAGGAUCGGAAUGGUUGGGGUAUUGGUUAUAUUGUAGAAUGGAGACUCCCCAGGCAGGAUAUCCGUACAGAGAACGCUUGGGAAAAGAAAAUUCUACCAGAUAACAGGAGUGAGUUUGUGACAACCAUUGCUGGGACAGACCAGUAUUACAUUCAGUAUGAAGUGAGGGUGACAGCAUAUAACAUGUUUGGUGUUGGGAGACCCUCCCCAGUACAGUACAUCCACUCUGCUGAUGACAUUCCUGUGGCAGUGCCUGGUUUGGUUUGGGUGGAGGCCUAUAAUAGUACAGCCCUGACAGUACACUGGGACAAAGUGCCUGACAACAGAGAGAGUAUGAAAGGGAGACUCAGGGGAUACAAGGUUAAUUACUGGCGGCGAUAUGGAGAGGAUGAGAACCAGGCAAUCCAGGCCAGUUUUAGUGGUCAAGCUGACCACGCUCUUGUUAUUGGCUUACUGCCAGAUACCUGGUAUUAUGUAACUGUACAGGUAUAUAAUGAUGCGGGCAAUGGACAGAAAAGUGAGAAAUACCCCCAGAAAACAUUUAGAAGAGCUCCUCAUAUGUACCCCACAGAAGUUUACGUCCACUCCUACAGUUCAGACUCGGUUAAGGUCACGUUUCGUGGUGUCUCAACUGAAGUGGAGGAAGAACCAUUACGAGGAUACAAGAUUCGUGUGUGGGAAAUGUCAGAUAAUGUUCGACAGGCUUAUGACAUUGAUGUUGGAAGGACAGUACAAGGCAUUGUGACUGGGAUCAAGAAACACUCUGUGUACAAACUGAGGGUCCUGGGAUACAGUAGGGGAGGAGAUGGGACCAUGAGCUCCCCACCGACCUUCUUCACUCUAGGCGGCUACAUCUUCUUUGAUAGUACCAGCACUAUAGUUCUACCAGCCAGUAGCUGUGGGGGGAACAUAUUCUCCUUCUUAGUCACUUUACAAGCAGUACUACCCGGAAUGAUAAUAGCAGUAGUACUCAGAUUGAUGACUUGAACAUUUCCAGGAAACUUAAUCAUACAGGUUACAUGGACAUGAAUACAAGUAAUUUUCAAUAUACAGCUGUAUUCAUAUUUAACAGUUUUUUUGAGAUAUAUAUUGUGUUGCUAUAGAUUUAAAGUCUUUCAUGUGCAUAAUUUAACUUUAUAAAAACACACUAUGUGAUACAUGUACGUGUGAUUUACAACAUGAAAUCCAUUUGUCUUUCAGAAUUCAGUAUUUUUUUUUUUUUUUUACAGAUUAUUAUACAUUUGCAUACAUGCACUUAUUUUGCAAUGUUUGUUUAUAUCAUAGUUCAGAGUUCAGUCUUUAUUUUCUUCUUGUAAUGUUCUAUUUUGUAUAUACUGAUGCUAAUUAUGAGUAUUAAUAAGAUAUUAAGAAUGAGA